This is a messenger RNA of Syngnathoides biaculeatus (alligator pipefish), 1725 nucleotides long. Its product is annotated as gastrula zinc finger protein XlCGF17.1-like. The transcript has 2 exons. The coding region runs from base 353 to 1513 and encodes 386 amino acids. Lineage: Eukaryota; Metazoa; Chordata; Actinopteri; Syngnathiformes; Syngnathidae. The record is from RefSeq and is a predicted model, not a curated record. Gene Ontology annotation, biological process: negative regulation of transcription by RNA polymerase II; regulation of cytokine production; regulation of immune system process.
AAAGAAGAAGAAGAAAAAAGGCGAAGAAGAACGAAGAAGUUUUGUCCAAUCGGCUUGCCGUACUGCUUCUGUUGCUGCACACCUCACUUUACGCACCCGCACGAGCGUCACCAAAUUCUUCUUUCUCGUAGUCGUCGGUAUGCAGCGUCACUGCCCGACGACCAUCUCGACAAAGAAACUUGGGAGUCCAUUUGAAUCAGUACGUUGACGCUCACCGACCUAGCUAAAACUAGCUUAGUUUGCUAAUCGCAAACGAGGAAGAGUCCCCCAUUUUAUGAUUUGAAUUUGUUCGUGAUGCCGCUAGGCAAAGAUCACGUGAGAGUGUAAAGUGUUGUCGUCGUCGUGUAAAAAAAUGUGUGCGGAACGUGUGAAAGAAGAAGAAUACGAGGAGGAUAUUUCUGGGACAAAAGAGAACAACGAGCGAGAGCUCGAAGUGCGGGACGCAGUUUGCAAGCAGCCUCGACUUGUUUUACAACAAGCAGACGUCAGUGAAGAAGAACUCCGUCCCGAGAAGCAGCCGGCGGAAUCCGCUCGCAUUAAAGUCGAAGAGCGGAAGGGCGAUAUUAGCAAGUUUCCGUUGGCUGGUGUCGGGGCGAAGAGCGAAGAAGAAGAAGACGGAGGGUCGCAAUCCGACAGUCUCUUAGCUCCGCUAUCAGACAGCGAUGACCUAACGUCACACUCUUCUGGCUACGAUGACCGCGAAGAAGAACUCUGGAAAGGUGACGUGAGAGGCCACGCCGGCAACAAAUGCGUCAGGUGUUGUCAAUGCGACAAAACAUUUGAGAAAAAGUCAUUGUUGAAAGCGCAUACAAGAACACAUACUGGGGGAUACCCGUUUGCCUGCUCCGUUUGUGGCAAAAGAUUCGUUCAGAAGGGAGAUUUGACAAGACACACGCGAACACACACUGGGGAAAAACCUUUCGUCUGCUCGGUUUGUGGGAAACGAUUCACUCAAAAGGGAUAUUUAACCAUUCAUACACGAACACAUACAGAGGAAAAGCCUUUUGUCUGCUCAGUUUGUGGCAAAAGCUUCACUCAGAGGGGAUAUUUAACCAUUCACACGAGGACACACACGGAGGAAAAACCUUUUGCAUGCUCAAUUUGUGGCAAAACAUUCGCCCAGAAGACAAAUUUAAAAACUCACACAAUAACACACACUGGCGAUAAAGCAUUCGCCUGCUCAGUUUGUGGUAAAAGGUUCUCGAGGAAGACUAAUUUAACAAUGCAUACAAGAACACACACUGGAGAUAAAACUUUUGCGUGCUCGCUUUGUGGCAAAAGAUUCACUCAGAAGGCAAAUUUAAAAACCCACACAAUUACGCACACUGGUGAAAAACCGUUUGCCUGCUCCGUUUGUGCCAAGAGAUUCACCAAGAAACAAGCGCUAAUAACACACAGGAGAACGCACACUGGUGAGAAGCCAUUUGGUUGCAAUGUGUGUCAUAAAAAAUUCCAUGUCAAGCACAAGUUGAACAGACACAAGUGUGCUGGUGACAAGAGAGGCUGUCCGUGAAUGAAACGGCGCAAUAAACUCAGAAGAAACUCAGCCUGUGUUGCUCAUCACUGACUCGCUCCAUUCGCCCUAAUCAUUAAUUCUGUGUGUGUGUCUACGGCGACAUGGUGGUGCAGCUGAAGAGACUUGGGCUCCCAGUUCUGAGGACCGGGGUUCAAGUUUGUAUGUUUGUAUGUUCUCUCCCUGCCUGCGUGGGGUUUCUCCAGGCACUC